Molecule: messenger RNA, 1938 nt
Organism: Fusarium vanettenii 77-13-4
Lineage: Eukaryota; Fungi; Ascomycota; Sordariomycetes; Hypocreales; Nectriaceae
Exons: 2
Source: RefSeq, a predicted model, not a curated record
AACGGUCGCAAGACCUCAUUCGGGGAGGGAGAGGUUGAGAGUGAACUUAGCGAUCCAGUCAGCAGUGUUCACUCACCGUCGGGCGUCGAGUUCAACGAACCCGAGGACGAGAUAGUUGUUGGUGCUCGUGCGAACGGAUUGCGCAAGCAAUCCCCUCGCAUCGUAUCUGAUCAGGAGGACGAAACCAUGGCCGAUGUCGACGACGAACCCAUCGUCUCUCACUAUCCUAAGCGGAAGCGCACCUCUAUUCUUAACGACUUGAACGAUAGCAGGAUCGAAGCACCCUUGUCAGUGCCUGAGGAGAGGAGGACACCUCCAGUCACAACGAGACCCAAGCCUGCACGGCAGAGUCUGGGUAGUGUCAAGGGAGUAACGAUUGGCCAUUGGAGAGACUCACCUGCCCCGGUUGAGAAUCUGAAACAUGCUGUUAUCGGCUUUAUCGAUGUCCGGGAACGCCUUCGAACUCGCAUCCAACCUGUCACCUUGACCGGCGAACUGGUACCCGACGAGUAUCCCCUACCCCCUGGCCCUGGUGGCAGCUGGGUCACCUUUGAGAGGGUUGUCUUUCUCAAGCACCUCGUCGGCCUCGAUCACUAUCAAGUCAAGGAGUUUGUUAGACUUCGUGCCGAUACAGCAGGGACUGAGUCGUCGGAAGAAGAACGCAUCGCCGCGGAUAAGGCCGCUGUCAAGGAGGCGAUAAAGCGCGUCAAGCAGAACCCUACCGCAGAGAACGCCACCAACCCACCUCAGAUUGCCUAUGGUGCAGAGCUCCCCGACCACAUCGCGGCCAGCCGUGAUCCCAAGCGACGAAGAACUAGUGGAGGCUUCGCUGCGAUCAAUCCGGCCCCCACCAACGGUGUUGUGUACGAGCACACACCCAUCCAGCCCGCGCCCGGCGGACCACAACCUAUUCGAAAUGUGAUCGACCCUCUCCCCGGAACUCGUCCUACGCGGAUCCUCCUGGGCUGCUGGGAAAAGUCUGCUGAACUGAACCCCAAGGACAAGCACGCCGUCUAUGGUAUUUUGGGUCAGAAUGACAUGUUCCGCGUCAAGCUUGUAAGAGAGACACGUGAUGGCCGAUUUGUUGACGGUAAUUUCCCAACUGGUGCUGGUGCUCUCUGGAUCCCGUAUGAAGAGGUAAUAUUCGAGCCUCACCUCAAGUCCUUGCCCCGUGCCGAGAUCAAGGAGUAUUGCCGCCGAACGGCAAACGAAACAAAGGCAGUAUACGAUGCCCAGGCUAGGGUUGCAGGAACAAGUUUCAAGACUGCCGCUCCAUUGUCUAUUGCACCGGCGCUGCCUCGUAUGCCGGAUGAUUACGAUUCGGACCAGACUGGACGGGCUGGCUUUGGAGGUCAUGAGCUUCGCCAGAGCCGCCGCGUCGAAGCUGCACGGGCAAUCGACGCUGCCAGGAUGGAGUCACGCCCUACACGUCAACUGCCUGCAGAGGUUGAUACUUCGGCUCAGCCACCGUCCCAAGCCCAACCUCAACCCCAGCCUCGGUCAGCCCCCGCUGCUGGCAAAGCACAAGGAACUGAUGCUAUCGAGCGGACCUCGUCUCUUGCCCGGCGCGAAAUUGCACGUGCCGAGGCUGCCCAAGGACGUGCCGACCGACACGCCGCUAACCGCGAGCGAGCUGUAGCCGCUGCUGCGGAUGCUGCCAACGCCGCUGUCGCAGCCAUCCCCUCGGUGGCGAUCAAUGGACGGAUGCGUUUCCACGAAUCGGAAGAGAUGCAGCGGCUCAACAAGGUUUGGGCGCGCCAGGAAAGCCUUCGUAUGAAGGCAGGAUCCGAGGACGCCAAGAUCUACGGUGGAGUCAAGUACGAACGCAAGGCCAACGGUCCCUUCAUGGGCAAGUUGGUGUCCCAGGGGAAUAUCAUCACUAUCGAUGGUGAGGACUAUGUGGAAUACCGUGUGCUUACCAAGCCAUCCUUCUUCUAA